Molecule: messenger RNA, 1514 nt
Organism: Oncorhynchus gorbuscha (pink salmon)
Lineage: Eukaryota; Metazoa; Chordata; Actinopteri; Salmoniformes; Salmonidae
Product: ras-related protein Rab-11A-like
Exons: 5
Coding region: 267-914 (215 amino acids)
Biological process (GO): exocytosis; melanosome transport; neurotransmitter receptor transport, endosome to postsynaptic membrane
Cellular component (GO): postsynaptic recycling endosome; axon; transport vesicle
Molecular function (GO): GTPase activity; GTP binding
Source: RefSeq, a predicted model, not a curated record
UGCCAUAAUAUAUACAUUUAUUCAAUAAAUACAUUUCGUUAUUAACAUCAAAAGGAAGUGAGACUUGUUUAUCAAUACCGAAAGCUCGAUCCGGAAGUGGGCGUUUAUAUAGCAUGUUGGAUGCUAUAAGUCGCUUGUUAAAACGGAGUAGGUACGAGUUGCAGCAGAGACCGUUUUAAAGACGGUGCAUUGCAGAGUACCAGGCGGGAUAGGACCGAGGAAGGAAAGGAAACGGAUCCAAACCUCGCCUUCAUUUUUGAUUCAGGAUGGGGAACAGAGAUGACGAGUAUGAUUACUUGUUCAAAGUGGUGUUGAUAGGAGACUCCGGUGUGGGGAAGAGUAACCUGUUGUCUCGUUUCACCCGGAAUGAGUUUAACCUGGAGAGUAAGAGCACCAUCGGGGUAGAGUUUGCCACCCGUAGUAUCCAGGUGGAUGGGAAGACCGUGAAGGCUCAGAUCUGGGACACAGCUGGUCAGGAGAGAUACCGGGCUAUUACAUCAGCGUAUUACCGUGGUGCCGUGGGUGCUCUUCUGGUCUAUGACAUCGCCAAGCACCUGACCUAUGAGAGCGUGGAACGUUGGCUGAAGGAGCUGAGAGACCAUGCAGACAGCAACAUCGUUAUUAUGUUGGUUGGCAACAAGAGUGACCUGCGCCACCUCAGGGCUGUGCCCACCGAUGGGGCACGGGCGUUUGCAGAGAAGAACGGUUUGUCUUUCCUGGAGACCUCAGCCCUGGACUCUACUAACGUGGAGACAUCCUUCCAGACCAUUCUGACUGAAAUCUAUCGCAUUGUGUCUCAGAAACAGAUGUCAGACCGGCAAGACAACAACAUGUCGCCUAGCAACAACGUGGUCAACAUCCAGGUGCAGCCGACGGAGAAUAAACCAAAGAUGCAAUGUUGUCAGAGCAUUUAACGGCAUCACCAGUACCACCUGCUUCCCCCUGACCCCCGACCCCAAACCCCCUGCUAAAAAGCCUGCUUUGGUCCGGUCUGUCUGAGACACAGCUGCGUGGCCAGGCUCUAGACCGAGACACAGCUGCGUGGCCAGGCUCUAGACCGAGACACAGCUGCGUGGCCAGGCUCUAGACCGAGACACAGCUGCGUGGCCAGGCUCUAGACCGAGACACAGCUGCGUGGCCAGGCUCUAGACCGAGACACAGCUGCGUGGCCAGGCUCUAGACCGAGACACAGCUGCGUGGCCAGGCUCUAGACCGAGACACAGCUGCGUGGCCAGGCUCUAGACCGAGACACAGCUGCGUGGCCAGGCUCUAGACCGAGACACAGCUGCGUGGCCAGGCUCUAGACCGAGACACAGCUGCGUGGCCAGGCUCUAGACCGAGACACAGCUGCGUGGCCAGGCUCUAGACCGAGACACAGCUGCGUGGCCAGGCUCUAGACCGAGACACAGCUGCGUGGCCAGGCUCUAGACCGAGACACAGCUGCGUGGCCAGGCUCUAGACCGAGACACAGCUGCGUGGCCAGGCUCUAGACCGAGACACAGCUGCGUGGCCAG